GCGGUUUUGCAGGUGUGAGUUUUCAUCGGCAGCAAAUAGCAGAUAUAAGAUUUUUAUUUGCGCAUUAAUUUAAAUUUACCAAUUAUUGGUUAUUGGACAUUAUCAAGCAUCCGUCCUUAUGCUCACUCUUAAACAAAAUGCCGCAUUUGACGGAUUCCCUGCCACCGCAGGACAUUAUGGUGGAGGUUAGGAAAUUCAUCUCCGGUACUGCGAGAUCGUCACAAAGUUCAAACACCCUGGAAUUGACAAGAACGGCUCUGAAUCUUUUGAAAAAUGUGCCCGCCACAAGGGAAGCCGUACUCGAGUAUUUUUGCUCUGUCUUUUUUGUCGCCGUUACGAAGUACAUGCGACAAAUUGAGACAAGGCAGAAUUUACCAAUUAGCGAGGAAAAUAUUAUUGCUGAAAUACAUGUAGUUUUAAGUAGUUUUAUUAAUGGAAAUCCAGAGGCAUGGGCGCCUAUCAUAUCAGCUUGGUCUCUCGAUCUUCUUGGAAAAUUAUCAUCUGAUUAUUCUAAACGUAUUAAUUUGUCUGGAAAUGUGGGAAUCAAUGACUCUCUUCAACAAUGGAUGUCUUGUAGAGCUACUAGAAUCCUAAUAGAUAUUACGGAACAAUGUUUACAAUGUCUCAUGCAUGCAGAUACAGAAUCUUGUAUAAAAGCGUUACUGGAUACUAGCGUAUUACAUAGUCCGCAUUUUGAUUGGGUCGUUGCUUAUGUAGGUAGCUGUUUUCCAAAUGUAGUUAUAACUAGGGUACUCUCGUGUGGUUUGAAAGAUUUUUAUGCAAUGGGAUGCAACGACUUUAAAGAUAAAAAAAUUGAUCCAAAGUUAAACUCUGUUGUUGGAAUUUUGAGUCAUUUAACGGGUAGUCAUUUGUAUUACAUCAGAACCGCUUUGUUGGAUUUAUUUAUGUGGAGUUUAGAUGAAAAUAUCAGUGUUAAUGAAGAUACAAAAAUACAAAGGUUAGCGACUGUUCCAUUUUUAUUAAAUUUAGCAUCACUUUCGCCAAUGUUAUUAAAAGCUAUUACCAGGGAUAUAUCACAAAUAUUGAGACCAGAUGUAAUACCAAGGUUAGCUUUAUUUUCCACAGAUUGGAUUAGAUACUUCAAUGACGAUGCUAAAAAUUUAAUAAGUAUCGCAGUGCAUUUAGCAUUAGGAUGUGAUCAGGGUGCACUUCAAAUUAUAAAUAUUUUACUAGAUACGAGUCUAAAUCCAAGUAAUGUAGGCUAUCAUAGUGUAAAUGCUGCUCAAAAUGUAAAAACUAUUUGUCGUGAAAUACUUGAACUAAUUUUAGAAGAAAUUGAGCUUACAAUUAGAACAGAUAACUCUAAAUCGAAUAACAUACCUUUACUAGCGUCGAUUAAUCAAGAUUUGCCUUCUGUCAUACCGCUUCUAUUGAAUUCUCAACCACUAAAAAUUAAAACCGCUGUGAGACUGUUAUCUCUUCUUGGCACUCAAAAUCCUAAUGUUUUAAUAUCAGCAGCAACGUACGUUCUACAGAAAGCUCAAACGACUUUUCAUCUAGCUGUAUUAGUCCGGCUUAUUACAGAUAAUGCCAACUUUUUUUCAAAAAAAUAUAAAACUGAAAAUACACUAUCAGAUAAUGGCUAUUUUACGCAAGUAGUGGAACAAGCUAUAAGAGAAGUGCAAUACUCUAAUAUAGCAGAUGAUCUUGCUACGCGACAACUUUUUCAAAAUUUAACUAUAUUAUUAAAAUGGGAAAAUUCUGGAAGAAUACCUAGUUUAAAAUCUAAUUUUAUAAGUCGCGCUGUAAAAGUUAAUUUGUUACAAAUGACAAUGUAUCUUAUGAAAACGAAUAAUGUCGAUUUUGCAAGUGAUAUUGCUGAAAUGUUGGAUUGUCUCAAUCCACCAAAUAACAAUAAUUUUCCAGCAAAUGUUGAACUUAUAUUAAGAUUAACUAGAGCUAUAAUACGUUUUUUUUUUAUUUGUAUAGCAGAAAAUGAUAUUGUAAAGAAAGAACGUGGAGCGAAAAUAGUAUGCCGAUUUCUUCGAGGUCUAACCACAUAUUCUCAAUACGCUAGAGUUCUUGCACUUAGGGAAAUUUUAGAAAUUACAAUAUUUGGAGACCCUGCUAAAUAUUUCGAGGCUAAAGAAAAAUUCAAAUUUAAUAUAAUAAAAUCAUUUCUUUUGCAACAAAAUCACAAACAAGGUACUGGGGCUAUUUUAGCACAGAGACAUUCGUCUGUCUUUCAUGCUGGAAUAAUUGGUCAAGGUCCAAGAAAACCUCCUCCCGAUAACAAUGUAGAUAAGGAAAUAGUAAAAUUAAACAAUACAUUAUUAAUGGAUGUAAUAAAGGCUUGUUGUAGUAAUCGUGAUUUUUCCCAAUAUCCAGUGGAUACCGAUGCUUUAACUUUAGUAAGUUUAUUGUUAGUAGAAUUAAUAUCACCAGAUGUAAUGUACAACGGACUACCUUGGCCAGAUGAAGAAUUUACUAAAGUGACUGUCGAAAGAGACUUACAAAUUCGUCGAUCGUUUAAAGAUGCACCUGUCUUGUGGACACUACUGCAAUUAACAGCAUGGUACAGGCCAGCUUUGGCUUAUUGUUCCGUACUUUUAAGAGCUAUUGUUGCUACAGUUUUAGCUAAUUGGAGUAACAACACAGGUAUAAUGAUAACAAACGUCAUGGCUCUUGGACAAUUGCUUCCUCCGCCACUUACUAGUAUAGCCGAUAUUCUUCCAGUUCUUGAACCGCAUCAAAUUAUUACGGUGAUGCGCGAAUGCGUGUGGAUGUACAUGCAUGAAAAUAUUCCAUCACCAAUGUUAUUCACUCGAGCAGAAGGUGCCACUAUAGCAUGGCGCGAUACAGACACUUCCAGUCCAAAUAUACGAUUUACAGAAACUUUGAGACUCUUAUUACUGGCUAAUAUUCAUAUCUUAGGUUCCCUAUAUGCUACACUAUUUUUCAACGAACAUAAAUAUAUCUAAACAAUACAAGAUGUUUCAAUGAAAAUUGAAAUUAAAGUAUUUUGUAGAUAUAUAUUUUUAUUUGUAUUUUUCUUUUUUUCAUAAAAAGAAAGUCAGAAAAUGAUGGUAAUACCAAAGAGUUGAGGAAAAAAAUCAAUUCUAAAAUUUGUAAAUAUGUUUUAUACAAUGUUAUAUUUCCAAGCUUAAAACAUUGGAUAAACUCACAAUCUAUAAACACCCACAGAAUCAUACAAAAUUUAAUUUACACGUUGCACUAAAAAUUUUAAUAAAAAAUUACAAUUUGACGAUAAUUAUUAAUUUAUUUGUGACCUAAAUCAUUUUAUGAUCAUCGACUUUGAAUAUUAAAUUAUUAAAGCUAGUUUGGUCCUCGGUAUAAACAUUAUAUUACUUACAUU
This is a messenger RNA of Ceratosolen solmsi marchali, 3337 nucleotides long. It is a transcript of the gene omd, whose product is annotated as integrator complex subunit 5 omd. The transcript has 11 exons. Gene Ontology annotation, biological process: snRNA 3'-end processing. The coding region runs from base 138 to 2942 and encodes 934 amino acids. The record is from RefSeq and is a predicted model, not a curated record. Gene Ontology annotation, cellular component: integrator complex. Lineage: Eukaryota; Metazoa; Arthropoda; Insecta; Hymenoptera; Agaonidae.